AAGGAAAAACGCAAACUUGGUAGCUUUUGUGCUCUCUGGUUUCAACAAAGAUUCACAAAGAAAAGAUGAUGCUGGUGAGAAGAAGAUUGGGUUGCUGCAGCAGGGAUAGGGAGAUUAGCAUUGAUUUCGAUGAACAAGAUAGAAUGAUUACAUACGACGGCUUGGAAGCUUGUAUUAUCAACAAUCAGUCAUAUGAAGAAGAAGAAGAAGAAGAAGAGAGUGGAACAAACGGAUGCAGCCUGACAGAUUCAUUGGAAGAUGAUGCAUUCUCAAGCUGUUCAUCAAGCAAAGAGGCCUCCAGCUCUUUUUCUUCAAAAUGGUUACCGAUGAAGCAUGAAGAACACUGUUCCAAUGGGUUGAACUUAUCUGGAAGGUCCAAACAGUUUGAUGGUAAGGAGAAACCAAGCUACGUCUACUGCCAUUUGGAUGUGGAAGCUAUGAAGGAGAAAUUCUCAAAGCUAUUGCUUGGGGAGGAUGUCACUGGGGGAUGCAAGGGUAUCCAAGUAGCUUUGGCUUUGUCUAAUGCUGUAACACAUCUCGCUAACUCGAUAUUUGGGGAGCUAUGGAAACUGGAACCUCUCUCUGAGGAGAAGAAACAGAAAUGGAGAAGAGAAAUGGAUUGGCUACUUUCUCCAACUAACUACAUGAUUGAGUUAGUCCCUACUAAGCAAACUGAUGCCAAUGGAAGAUCAAUUGAGAUAAUGACACCGAAAGCUCGUGCAGACAUUCAUAUGAAUCUCCCAGCUCUUCAGAAACUGGACUCCAUGCUAAUUGAGAUAUUGGACUCAAUGGUGAAAACAGAGUUUUGGUAUUCAGAAACCGGUAGUAGAGCUGAGGGGACGAACAAGACGACAAGCGAGAGCAAGCGAUGGUGGCUUCCAUCACCAAAAGUGCCCAAACCUGGUCUCUCUAACUCAGCAAGAAAGAAACUGCUAGACAAGGGCAAAGUUGUUUAUCAAGUCUUCAAAGCUACUAAAUCCAUAAAUGAAAACGUUCUUCUCGAAAUGCCAGUACCAUCCAUUAUCAAAGAAGCAAUACCCAAAUCUGGAAAGAACAGCCUCGGUGAUGAACUGUACAAAAUGUUGGUUGCAGAAUCAACCACAGUGGAUGAAAUCCUUGUAUCUCUCAAGCUUGGGACCGAACAUACUGCGCUCGAGACUGUUAACAAGUUAGAAUCUGCUAUAUUUGCAUGGAAGGAAAGGAUUACAGAGCAGGAAAUCAACACUAAAUCUCCUGUGAGGACACCGUGGUCAUUUGCUAAAGAUCCAUUGUCUGACACUGGUCGGAAUGAGUUUCUCUUGAACAGAGCGGAAGCACUUAGAAGUCAGAUCAAAUCCAAGUACCCUAAUCUUCCUCAGUCGUUUCUUGAUGCCACAAAAAUUCAGUAUGGCAAGGACGUAGGUCAUGCGGUUCUUGAGGCAUAUUCAAGAACACUUGCUAAUUUGGCGUACAGGAUACUUUCAAGAAUGGGAGAGAUAUUGAAAGAAGAUUCUUUGAGUAACCCAAACUCUCCUGCGCCACCGAGUUGUUUCCCUAGCUCUCGUGAUCUUUACAGAACACCUGAGAGGCCUUUGCUUUCGUCUCGUGCAAGGCAUUCUCUAACAGAUGACAUGAAGAAAGCCGAUGGGAUACAGGCGGAAACUGGUUUAGAUUUCUUGUUCGCAGAUGCUAAGGUCAGUUCGGUGAGUGCAGCAACUCCGAGCAGGAGCAGUAGGAUAUGGUGUAUGAGCAAAGUACCGCCUGAUGCUUCUCCUUGAUUUAGAGGGCUUACUUAAAGUUCGAUGCGUGCCACCUGAAGCUUCUCCUUUUCUUUUGUUUUAGAGGGUCCCUUUAAAUUAUGGAGUCUCGGAUAUUGUAAAUGUAUUGAUAACAUGCUCUAAACAAUGAAUAUUAGCAAUUUUGUUCAUAACUGUGGACUGUGGAGGAAAAGAAAACAUGAACUUUCAAUUUUAAAUCUU
Raphanus sativus (radish) is the source of this 1958-nucleotide messenger RNA. Its product is annotated as rop guanine nucleotide exchange factor 14. The coding region runs from base 66 to 1757 and encodes 563 amino acids. The record is from RefSeq and is a predicted model, not a curated record. Gene Ontology annotation, molecular function: guanyl-nucleotide exchange factor activity. The transcript has 7 exons. NCBI's taxonomy places the organism in Eukaryota, Viridiplantae, Streptophyta, Magnoliopsida, Brassicales, Brassicaceae.